Molecule: messenger RNA, 1865 nt
Organism: Triticum dicoccoides
Lineage: Eukaryota; Viridiplantae; Streptophyta; Magnoliopsida; Poales; Poaceae
Product: FHA domain-containing protein FHA2-like
Exons: 4
Coding region: 562-1593 (343 amino acids)
Biological process (GO): regulation of ribosomal protein gene transcription by RNA polymerase II
Cellular component (GO): nucleus
Molecular function (GO): sequence-specific DNA binding; protein binding
Source: RefSeq, a predicted model, not a curated record
CGGACAAAGAUAACUCCAUCCUCAUGGUUGUCCACCAAACACUAGCUAUUAUACUCGCUGGUUCUGAGAAAUUUACUCAAAUUCUUUUCAGAAGCUCGCAAAUUGAAUUAGUAUCGGGCCUUGAUCUGUGAGGAUUCAGGUGAUGGUGCACCGCUUAGAAUUCCGGCAUCUCCAUGUCGACGGUGUUCAUCAUCAUCUUGUAAAGAAAGUUCCCCUCUCCCUUAUUCAUCGUCACUGAUUUCUCCCCUCGGACGCCCUCUUCCCCACUCCCACUCGUUGUUCUUCUCUUCCCCGCAAUUUCCCGGGCCGACGGCGACGGGGCCGGGGGCGGGGCGCAUAAAGCAAAGGGCAACUGCCUACUGGCACUGGAUUAGCGUCGAUUAAUUCCUCUUUUGUUCUUGGUAAGGAAACCCUAGCUUGACGGACGAACUGUUCUAGGGUGUUGAUUUGUUUUUGGGAUUCUUUCCUUGCUGUGGCGGUUCCUCUACUUCCGCGCGCAAGAUCGGUCCGAGGCGCGGCGGCUAAUCCCGUCGGAAAAUCGAGGGUCCAACUGAAGCCGAUAUGCCCAACGUCAAGUCCGCCGCUGGUGCCGGUGCCAUCCCUGCCGGAUCCUCCGUCGGCGACGGCGAGGUGGAGGCAGGGUUCGCCAAGCUGCAGGGUGAGGAUUUCGAGUACUACAUGCAGACCUACUCCAUCAUGCUGGGCCGCAACAGCAAGAAAUCCACGGUGGAUGUGGAUCUCUCCAGCCUUGGUGGGGGGAUGAACAUCUCGCGCCACCACGCGCGGAUAUUCUACGACUUCCAGCGCCGCCGCUUCGCGCUGGAUGUCAUCGGCAAGAACGGCUGCCUGGUUGAGGGUGUCCUGCACCUCCCUGGGAACCCUCCUGUUAAGCUUGACUCGCAGGACCUCCUUCAGAUUGGAGACAAGAAGUUUUAUUUCCUCUUGCCCACGAGGUCUAUCUUUGCCUCGUUCGCUGCUCGGCAAGCCCCUGUUAUUCCUCCGCAGAUCCCGCCGCUAGCUUAUGCGCGGCCAGGGCACCCUCGUGUGCCCGAUUUCCAUGACCGCUUCUCUGAAGGUGAUUAUGGCCGGGACAGUGAUGACAUUGGGAAUGGUGUUGGGGAAGGUGGAAUGAAGGGCAAGCUGAAGAGAACCAAGAAGUCUCCCGGAGAUUUGGACAUCUAUGGUGGGCACAGAAUCAAUGUUGAAGCAAUAGGAACAUUGGGUGAAGACAACAGAUCAGAAAUAAGAUCAAGGGGUGACAAGGAUGUGGACAACCAGCACCUUCAAACGGAAGAGAAGGAAGUCGUGUCAUCUGUUGCGACUGUGUUAUCUGACCUCUGUGGCCCCGGAGAAUGGAUGCCUAUGAAAACACUCCAUACAGAGCUUAUGGACCAGUUUGGCAAUGUGUGGCACCACAGCAGGGUGCGGAAGUACCUGACGGCGGAUGACUGGUCGGUGAUAGAAGCCAAGGGGAGGCCAUGGUACGGGCUGCUGGGGCUGCUCAGGAAGUACCCGGAGCACUUCGUCAUCAACACGAAAUCCAAGGGCAGGGCGAUCUCGGAGUUCGUCUCGCUGGUUUCCUUGCUCUCCUGACCAGCGAGGUGAGGCUGUCCCCAAAGCUUUGCUUGGGUAUUGUUCUGCAUCCUUGCCGUCGCCGUCAGUCGGUCGGUUCGUUCAUGUCUGGAAGGUCGAGUGGCGUCCUGAUUUGCCUCUGCAGUUUUGCAUCAGUUAAAUGAACUUUGCUGUAAUGUACUGUACACCUGGCUGGUUUCCUCCGUGUUUUUUACCUGUAGCUCUAGUGUGGAGAAUGUUAUGCGGAAACAGGACUUUUAAGUAGUUUGCAGUUCGCUCCUCUUCAGGUUUAA